AUGUCUACCAAUGCCAAUCAACAACCCCCAGCAACAUCAGACGAGCAACAGACAGAAAACGUCGUGAAACCGACUGAAGCUUCAAAUGGGGCCCCAAAGACUCAAAGCUACCGCCAGGUCGCUGCCUCCCACAUCGACACGCUGAGCGAGAUAAAUCGCCAACUCCCUAAAAUGCUCACCUACUUCGCCACCGCACUCACCCAACUCACCAACAACCCCAUCCACGACCGCGAUCAAGAAGGCGAGUCCGACACGCCUGAAGCCCGCCAGGCUGCCUUCCGAAAGUACGCCAUCUACGUUGGACUGUCUGUGGGCCUUAUUCGGGAUGAACUCACCAAGCAGAUCAAUGAUCUCGAGCUGUACAAAGUUAUACCCAAGAGUCAUCCCAAAUAUGCGGCAUCAAAACGGCAGGGGGAGAAGGGGGAGAAGGACGUCAAUGACCCGGAAAAGGAUGUGAAGAAUGGAGGCUAUGGCGAGUUUGACGUGGGAGUGUUGAAUGCAAGGGCAAGUUCUGGGCAAGUCGGCGGAGAGGAUGUUUUAGACAGGGCCAAGGCAAUAUUGGAGGAUUUGAAGAGGAGGAGUGGCGAUGUUACGGAAGAGGAGGAGAUGAUUGUGGACGGUUGA
Cucurbitaria berberidis CBS 394.84 is the source of this 624-nucleotide messenger RNA. RefSeq lists its product as uncharacterized. Gene Ontology annotation, molecular function: transcription coregulator activity. The record is from RefSeq and is a predicted model, not a curated record. The coding region runs from base 1 to 624 and encodes 207 amino acids. Gene Ontology annotation, biological process: regulation of transcription by RNA polymerase II. NCBI's taxonomy places the organism in Eukaryota, Fungi, Ascomycota, Dothideomycetes, Pleosporales, Cucurbitariaceae. Gene Ontology annotation, cellular component: mediator complex. The transcript has a single exon.